This is a messenger RNA of Microdochium trichocladiopsis, 1671 nucleotides long. Its product is annotated as uridine permease. The transcript is spliced from 2 exons. The record is from RefSeq and is a predicted model, not a curated record. Bases 1 to 1671 code for a protein of 556 amino acids. NCBI's taxonomy places the organism in Eukaryota, Fungi, Ascomycota, Sordariomycetes, Xylariales, Microdochiaceae. Gene Ontology annotation, molecular function: nucleobase transmembrane transporter activity. Gene Ontology annotation, biological process: transmembrane transport; nucleobase transport. Gene Ontology annotation, cellular component: plasma membrane.
AUGAGGGUCUUCGGCAAAGAGUUCCACUCGGUGGCGGUCGGUGCGCAGGACAUCAAGGGCAAGAAGCUCACUCUCGACAAUGAGGACCUGCAACCCCUGAAGCUGGCCGACCGGACAUGGACGCACCUCACGUACACCAUGUUCUGGUUUAGCGCCGUCGCGACAGUCACGAAUUGGUACGCUGCCUCGGCUGCUCAGGCUCUGGGUUUGAGCAUGUGGGAAAGCUUAGGUUGCGCAUUCGGGGGACAGGUGCUAAUAGCAAUCAUCAUGGCAUUAAACGGUCGGGCUGGGGCCACGUACCAUAUCGGUUUCCCCGUCGUCUGCCGCACGGCGUUUGGCGUGUACGGUGCCUGGUGGCCAACCUUCAACCGCGCCGUCUCGGCUGUUGUCUGGAACGGUGUCAACCUCGUCCAGGGCGGGCAAUGCGUCUACGUGAUGCUGCAUGCCCUGACUCCCUCGAUUGCCGCUAUUCCCAACACGAUGGGUUCCGGAUCGUCGCUAACCUCGGGCGGGAUGAUUGGCUUUGCCGUCUUCUGGCUCGUCACUUGCUUCUUCCUCGUCAUCCCUGUGCCCAAGAUGCGGAUCCUUAUCUACAUCAAGCUCGGCGUCUUCGUCGUGUCUGCCAUCGCCAUGGUGGCAUGGACCGCGACCAAGGCCGGUGGUCUUGGUGCCGUCAUUUCCCAGCCCGGCACUGCCACGGGCGAGACCCGGACCUGGCUCAUUGUCCGGUUCUUCCUCCUCGGCGCGUCCAACUCUGCCACCUUCGCCUCCAACGCUGCCGAUUUCCAGCGGUAUGCUCAGAGGAAGAACGACGUGCUGCUGGGCAAUGUCUUUGGUUUCCCCGUGUCCAACCUCAUCGUUGCUAUUGCCGGCAAUCUCGUGUGCGCGUCCAGCCAGCUCAUCUUCGGCAAGCUCGUGUGGAACCCGAUCACGCUGCUCGACAUGCUGCAAUCGACUGAAUACACGGCGGCCAAUCGUGCCGGCUGUUUCUUCCUGGCCGCAAUGUUCGCCUACAGCUGCAUUUUCAGCACCAUCUUUGAGAACUCGCUGCCUGCGGGUAACGAUAUUGCGGCCCUCUUCCCCAAAUACGUCACCGUGCGCAGAGGUUUCUUCAUCUGUGCCGUGUUGUCCUUUGCUAUCUGCCCAUGGUACCUUCUGGGCUCUGCGAUCGUCUUCGUCUCUUUCCUGUCAUCGUACCAGGUUUUCCUUGCCACUAUCACCGGUAUCCUGCUCGCCAACUACUACCUCAUCAGCAAGGGCAAGAUCAGCAUCCCCGACGCCUUCACCCCGUCCAAGGACGGCGCGUACUACUUCACCCACGGCUGGAACAUCCGCGCCUACAUUGCGUACAUUGUCGGCAUCGCCCCCAACUUCUACGGCUUCCUCAACAACAUGGGUGUCGCCGCGCCAGUGUCCAUUUCGCGGUUCUACUACUUUGCGUACUGGGUCGGCCUGUUCUUGUCCGGCGGUGUGUUCUGGGCCCUCUGCCAGUUCUUCCCCGUGCCCAUCCAGGAGGAGCGGUGGUGCGAGCCUAAGGACUAUGUCCGUCCCGAGGAGCGCGAGGAGAACAUGCCUGCUGCGGUGAUUGAUGCGAGCGAGGUCGGGUCUUCGGACGGGUCGGCGACAAAGGUGGCUGUGCCGGAGACCACCACGGAGAAGGUGCUCGUUUAA